AUGAGUUCAUGUUGGAAUGAAACGGGCUGGUGGGCUGAUCAAGAAGAAACUGAGCUAUCCUAUGCUCGUGAUAAACUGGAUUCAUUGUUGCAGAUCCUAAAAGAGGAUCCCACUAAAACGAAGACAAGCACUAAAUACAAAGAUGAGAUGGCUGGUCGCCGAGACUCUUCAGAAAAGGAGAAGUUUAGGAGUCCAUUCUAUAAAGUAUCGCCUAACGAUAUCAAGCGGAAGAAACGACGAGUACCAUCAGAGGAGGAAGAAACAUACAAAGAAUCCUUUGUUAUCAAGGUUUUUGAGAGAAGUGUUGAUUUUGGACAGUUUAGCGAAAACGCUCCUUUGUAUCCUAUGGCUAGAUCUUGGAUACGUAAUCUUAAUCAAGGUGAUUCUUCAUCAUGGAAUGAUGUUCCGAAUGUCGAUGAUGACCAGGAGAACAGUGAUCAGCUCCCUGAUUGUCACUACACUCUACCUAAGCCAAGUGAUGGCUUGACUGAUAAUGACAUAAGGAUACCACCUCCUCUUCCAUCGGAUGGUCAGCCGUUCCUUAUCAACGUCGAGAACCCGCCUAAGGAAAUGUCUCCUGAAGGAUUACUAGAACAACACAUUGUACGUUGGAGAGAAAUUCGGAGAAAAUGGAAAGCAGCCUGUCGCGAUAAUGAAGAGCGAUAUUUAGACUCUUAUCUUAUCCUGAAAGAAACAUAUGACAAAUUCUGUAAAGACAUACCAUAA
Messenger RNA from Schistosoma turkestanicum, 726 nucleotides. The record is from the annotation of a GenBank genome assembly. Lineage: Eukaryota; Metazoa; Platyhelminthes; Trematoda; Strigeidida; Schistosomatidae.